Molecule: messenger RNA, 933 nt
Organism: Aspergillus clavatus NRRL 1
Lineage: Eukaryota; Fungi; Ascomycota; Eurotiomycetes; Eurotiales; Aspergillaceae
Exons: 2
Coding region: 1-933 (310 amino acids)
Source: RefSeq, a predicted model, not a curated record
AUGGAAUCCAGCAAUACGAAAGCCUCACAUCCGUUGGCGAUCAACCUCUUCAAUGCCCAAGAUGACGAAGAAGACCUCUUCUUCAAGAAACUUCUCACAUCCCUAGUAGAAGGGGCAGUCCCCCCCUCACAGGCUGCGAGUACCCUCGACAAACGCAUCGUCGAAACCUCAAACAGAGAAUUCGAACAGCGAAAGAGCCAUUCGGAUCCGUGGAAUGUACCUUCUCCCAGCGACCCCGAUUCGUCUUGGGCCGCACCAAACCCAGAUGGGACAAUCAGUCUUUUCUUCGAGUCCUUCGCUCGGCUAUGCUCGGUAUAUCCACCAGGGCACGUAGGCCAGGACCGCCUCAUCCAGUUUCUGGAGAGCCUGAGAGAGAUGCCGCGACAUGUAGUCCCGAGUUAUCUUCCAAAUGACCCCCCGGAACCAUACUACUACAUGCUGGACCUCUGGCCGUUCGGCGACAGCUGGCUGGCGCUGACAGAGGUCUUCCGAAUGACAGCUGAAGACUGCGCAUAUCCCAAUGCCACCUUUGCAGUUCCCGGCAGCGACAUGCAAGUCGGCUGGCGGAAUUGGCAAUCGGCGCUUGCGCGCAUCACGGCGCGGGGAUUCGUCGACUGUAGCUUUCUGUGUGCAUUGGAGGGGAUUCUUCCACAACCCAAGACGCCGUCUGCCAGCAGGGUUUCUGGAGAUGUAAUUGGCGGCGUACAAUGGAUCUUACAGGCGGAUACGGGCCGGUAUAUCUAUGAGCAAUGUAAAGCGGUUCCCCGUCUUCUCGUGACGGACUCGCGAGCCAUGUGGAGCUGGGAAAGGUGGGAGCAGUGGAAAGAGCAGCUGAGGAGCAUUGCGGGCGAUGAUAAGUAUUUCCCGGAGGCUCAAAAACUGGCCAAGUUGGCAGUCGAGCGGAUGGAAGCAUUAGAGGCUGAACAGCAAUGA